This is a messenger RNA of Clunio marinus, 183 nucleotides long. The record is from the annotation of a GenBank genome assembly. Lineage: Eukaryota; Metazoa; Arthropoda; Insecta; Diptera; Chironomidae.
AUGACAUGGAAAUCAAAACAAUUUAUAGUCGAGUUUUUAAUAGCAGGACAUGGCGUCUCCACUCAAACACACGAACAAACACCACACGGAAUUUUCUUCUUGAAAAAUUGUCAUGAAAAAAUGUUCAUCGAUCUAGCAACAAAAGCACAAUACUCAAAUUUCCAGGAGAAACUACUACACUAA